AUGAAAAUAAAAUAUGAAGAAGAAUCUAAUCAAUAUCAUGUAACAGUUUUUUGCAUUUUUCAGAAGAUGUUGGAAGAUCUAUUGUACGAAGUGCUCCCAGUAGUUGGUUUUGCUAUGAUUGCAUGUACAGCUCUUGUGAUGAUCGUGAUGAGAAAAAAUACAAAGGAUGCAUUGAUUUUCUGUCUUUUCUUUGCAGUUUCAGAUCUUUUAUCAGGAAUUGGAACUUUGAUUGAUGGAUUCUACGGAGUAAUGAUUACAAUUUAUGGGAAUACUGUUGAGACAAUUUCCCCAUUCGAUUGUUUGACUCGUGCUGUAAAUAUUCCAAUAUUUCUUAUCACUGAUUAUCUUCAUAUUCUUCUUCUUUCCGCAUUUUCCAUCGACCGUCUGAUUCAGAUUAUGUUUCCAGUGUCAUAUGGAAAAAUCUAUCCGUAUUUCCUAAACUGGAAGCUUUUCAUGCUUUUGUUAUUUGCAUCUGCCGGUCUAUCCGUACCAGGAUUAGCUUUCCCAUUAGAGUCUCGUUUCAACACUUCUGUCCGCGUAAUGAGCCAGUGUCGAUUUGAUGAAGUCGUUGGUGAGGAAUACUACCUGAAACAUAUCCUAACUGUACAAUGGGGACCGAUUGUGUGCAUUGGAGCGCUUUCUCUGACUAUUAUUUUGUAUUGCAUCCGACAGACAAAACACAAAUGGAGCUACAACUGGUCAGAGGAGACAAGCACCACUAAACAGCUUUUUGGAACAAUAUUUAUCCGUUGUUUUCUAUCCGGGCUAUCCGUACAUGUUCCACUUCUUUUGAUUGCUCGUACUACAGAGGGACAUGAAUUAAUUGCAAUCAAGGAUCAUAUUAUUCGAGUAUCCUAUUGGAUUAUUGUCAUUAUUUUCCAACCACUUUGGCAUGUUCUCAUUCUCAAUGCCUUCCAAUCUAAUGUCUAUUCUCUUUUCAACCGAUAUUCAGCCAAUACAGAGAGAAAAUGGCAGAGUGCAAAUGAUCCACCAGAAGACGUUCCGGCUCAUUUGGAUAGACAUGGCUCGCCCAAUCCAUUUGGAUCUUGGUAUUCGAUGACAGGAAACAUCACUGGAGAAGCUGGAGUACCCGUUGGAAAUGAGCGAUCUGUCAGCUUCUACUAUCAAGAUUAA
Messenger RNA from Caenorhabditis briggsae, 1134 nucleotides. RefSeq names its product Protein CBR-SRTX-1 (gene Cbr-srtx-1). Bases 1 to 1134 code for a protein of 377 amino acids. NCBI's taxonomy places the organism in Eukaryota, Metazoa, Nematoda, Chromadorea, Rhabditida, Rhabditidae. The transcript has 6 exons. The record is from RefSeq and is a predicted model, not a curated record.